AUGGGUGGGCCCCGGGUCCUGCUGGCCACGCUCUGGGCCCUGGGGGCCGCCGGAGCAGCAGCGCUGCGCAUCGGAGCCUUCAACAUCCAGAGCUUUGGCGACAGUAAAGUGUUGGACCCGGCCUGCGGCGGCGUCAUUGCACAAAUCCUGGCUGGCUAUGACAUCACGCUGGUGCAGGAGGUGCGAGACCCGGACCUGAGCGCCGUGUCCGCGCUCAUGGAGCAGAUCAACAGCGUGUCCAGGCACGAGUACGGCUUCGUGAGCAGCGAGCCCCUGGGUCGGGACCAGUACAAGGAAAUGUACCUGUUCGUCUACAGGAAGGACGCGGUGUCGGUCGUGGACACGUACCAGUACCCGGACCCGGAGGACGCUUUCAGCCGUGAACCUUUCGUGGUCAAGUUCUCGUCCCCCCGCUCGGGUGAGGCACCCCGUCCCCCCCUCCCGCGGGCCCCACCCGCCCGCCGGCCCCGCCUCUGACCCGCGCCUCCCGCAGCUGCCGGGGAGUUCGUGCUCAUCCCGCUGCACGCAGCGCCGCACCAGGCCGUGGCGGAGAUCGACGCUCUCUACGACGUGUACCUGGACGUGAUCGACAAGUGGGGCACGAACGACUUCUUGUUCCUGGGCGACUUCAACGCCGACUGCAACUACGUGCGGGAGCGCGACUGGCCGUCCGUCCGCCUGCGCAGCAGCGAGGUCUUCAAGUGGCUCAUCCCCGACAGCGCCGACACCACCGUGGGCAACUCGGACUGCGCCUACGACCGCAUCGUGGCGUGCGGCGCCCGCCUGCGCAGGUGUCUCAAGCCCCAGUCUGCCGCUGUGCACAACUUCCAGGAGGAGUUUGGCCUGGACCAGGCUCAGGCCCUUGCCAUCAGCGACCAUUUUCCUGUGGAGGUGACCCUGAAGUCGCACUGAAAACCCUCAAGGCCAGACUCAGGCCAGGAGAACAGCCCUACAGGGC
Messenger RNA from Odobenus rosmarus divergens (Pacific walrus), 958 nucleotides. It is a transcript of the gene DNASE1L2, whose product is annotated as deoxyribonuclease I-like 2. The record is from RefSeq and is a predicted model, not a curated record. Gene Ontology annotation, molecular function: DNA nuclease activity. Gene Ontology annotation, biological process: DNA catabolic process. The transcript has 6 exons. Lineage: Eukaryota; Metazoa; Chordata; Mammalia; Carnivora; Odobenidae. Gene Ontology annotation, cellular component: nucleus.